AAAAAAGGGAGGGGAGUCUGCGCCUGCGCUGUAUGUUGGUUUCGUCCCGUUUCGAUCUCAGUCAAAAUUACGCCAUCGUUAGUUGUGUUUUGAUUGAGAAAAUUCGCCGUGUUUAACCAUUAUACUCCGAGAGAAAUAAUUUUUCUGCGAGACAGCGUCAUCAGGCAUCAUGUUGGCUGCAAGGGCCUGUUUUCUCCGUUCUCCGUUCACCCGACAGACUUUGGUUUCCAAAGUUCAGGCUCCAAACCAAGGAAUAUCUCGAUACUUUGGAAAUGAGGCCCGUGCACGAACAAGGACUAGGGUUCGUGUAGCAGAAAUUCCUGUGGCCAAGAAAGUCCCAACCUACACCCCAUUUAUAGUUGGCAAAGGAGCUAUCGCUGGAGCUUCAGUUGUAGGCUUGGGUGCCUUGGCUUAUUAUGGUCUCGGCCUGUCCUCUCAGGCUGGAGUGGUUGAACAGUCACUUUUGUGGCCCCAGUAUGUCCGAGAACGAGUCCGAGACACAUACUUGUUUGUGGCUGGUUCACUUGGUGUUACUGCUGCAUCUACAGUUGCUAUCUAUAGAUCACCGACCAUUCUGAGGUUCUUCAAUGCCCAGGGCCUUAUGGGUAUGAUUCUGCCUAUGGUUGCGGUGAUUGCUGCUGGGACUGCCUUACAUUCAAUACCAUACCAACCUGGUUUUGGAGCCAAACACAUGAUGUGGAUGGUGCACAGUAGCUUAGUUGGUGGACUGAUUGCUCCUUUGAUGAUGUUGGGUGGUCCCAUUCUUCUCCGGGCAGCUAUUAUGACUGCUGGUGUCGUAGGAGGUCUCUCAACAGUAGCUGUCUGUGCACCCAGUGAUAAGUUUUUGAAUAUGGGUGCACCUUUGGGUAUUGGCUUUGGAGUUGUCUUUGCCUCAUGCUUAGGGAGCAUGUUUAUGCCACCUACAUCUUUGGCUGGAGCAAGUUUGCACUCAAUUGCUUUAUAUGGUGGAGUACUACUCUUUUCAAUGAUGCUUCUAUAUCAAACCCAGUCCCUCAUGAAGAAUGCUCAGGGAGUUCCCUACUAUGUGCAGUUUGACCCCAUUGAUUCGAGCACUGGCAUUUACAUGUCAAUUAUGAACCUUUUCAUUAGAUUUGUUCAGAUGACCGCCAUGAAUAAGAGAAAGUAAAUGGUUUCCAAGAGCAUCUCCACACUACUACUCAGCCUCACCCUAUUCUGUUGUUUUUCCACAUGUUAUUGAAAACCAUUUUAGACACUGCAUAUCCAAAUCUUGCUUUUGUUUCUGCGGUAUUUAUUGUCUAGUUGUCUAUAAUUGGAGAUUGGGGUAAUAGAUGCGUGAGUGAAGUUACUUUUUCUCUUUUGACUGAAUAUGUGAUAAUUCUGUACCUAUAGUUUUAAAGAUUUCUUAAAGAUGAAGUAUGUGAGACCCAUUAUUAGUUCAUCUGAACUGGAAUUCAUACCUGUUAUUGAAAGAUUUGUUCUAGGAAAAAGUUUCUUUUUUCUUUCAAAAACAGUCUUUAUUAGACUUGCUUCUAAAUUACAAUUUUAGCAGUAUACUUAAAGAAAUUUCUUGUAAAUUGGGCAGCUAGGUAUGUUUAUUCUUCACUUGGACUGUAAGAAGGUAAUGGCUGGCAAGUACCAUUAAUACAGCUAGUACUCUCUAUGCAACGUGCAGAUUGUGGUACUCCUCUCAGGACCACACAGCCUCCACCAGCAGCUGUCAAAAAAAAUACCAAAAAGGGUUAAUUCUUUUCAAUCUAAUAAAGCUUUAUCAGUUAA
Messenger RNA from Frankliniella occidentalis (western flower thrips), 1758 nucleotides. RefSeq names its product growth hormone-inducible transmembrane protein. The transcript is spliced from 8 exons. Gene Ontology annotation, cellular component: mitochondrial inner membrane. The record is from RefSeq and is a predicted model, not a curated record. The coding region runs from base 170 to 1147 and encodes 325 amino acids. Lineage: Eukaryota; Metazoa; Arthropoda; Insecta; Thysanoptera; Thripidae.